AUGGCAGAAACUGGAACAUUUUGCAUUGAAUCUUCAAGAAUAUUUCCAGGCGGAAAUACUGCUGUGUCUAAUGAUCAGGAUCUCGAAAACCAAGCUUCGAUAAAACACAAACUGCCUAUGAAACUAGAGAGAAAGGAAAAGUUGGUGAGAAUAAAUGAACAGGAUGAAGAAAAAACAAUAAAUCAACCUGAUGAAAAAGAUCUUUCGACAGGUGGCCAAGUUCACGUUUUAACUGACAAUCAGGAGAAUUACGAAAAUAACAAUUCGAAAAAAUGUCAAUUCUUCAAACGUUGCUGUCCAAAUGGGCUGAUUAAGAUGUGUCUGAGUAAAGGUGAAGAUAGACAGGUUGUAGCUCUCAUUAAAGAGCUUAUCGUAUAUUUGAUUUUUUUGUCUCUUCUUUCUACAACACUUGAUUUACCUCCUACAAGUGUUAAUGAACUGGAAGUAGAUCUAAUAAAGAAGAAGUUUGCAGAGCACGUGAUGCUAGAUGCCUUAUAUUGGGAUACCUGGUACAACGAAAAAACCACAGUGGGUAAUGAACGAUCUAUACUCUACGUUAACCGAUUACUAGGAGCGCCUCGAUUACGCCAGUUACGAGUGCGCAAUAACUCUUGUAUAAUUCCUGACGAAUUUAAAAGAGCUAUUACAGACUGUUACAAUGUCUACUCUUCCAAGAACGAAGAUACUCAAUCGUAUGGAGUAUAUGAUGGUACAGCGUGGAAUUACAACAGUGCUGAAAAGCUGGGGGGAUCCAACUACUGGGGGAUGCUGGCCUGGUACGGAAAAGGAGGUUUCUAUGUUGACCUAGGGGUCAAUAGGUCGAAAACAGAAGAGAUAUUAACGGAAUUGAAGUUGUAUCGGUGGAUUGAUCAAGCUUCUCGAGCUGUUUUCCUUGAUUUUACUGUUUACAAUGCAAAUGUCAACUUGUUCUGUGUUAUAAGGUUGGUAUUUGAAUUUCCACCUACUGGGGGUAUGAUACCUUCAUGGAAUUUUGAAACUUCCAAGUUGAUUCGUUAUAUCAGCAGCAAAGAUAUCUUUAUUGCAGCACUAGAAAUCAUCUUUGUGAUCUUCACCCUGUAUUAUUUUGUAGAAGAGUUACAGGAGGGAGCUAAAGACCUUGUUGGUUUCGCCGUUAUGUUUUCUAUUGUGUUUUUGGCAUAUGCCCAGUUAGGAUACCUAAUGUUUGGAUCUCAUCUGAUAGACUUUAGUUCUAUCAGUAACUCAAUAUUCACAUUACUACGAGUUCUUUUGGGUGACUUUGAUUUCUAUGCGUUGGAGGAAAUUCACGGAGUGCUUGGUCCCAUUUUCUUUCUCUCCUACGUGUUUAUUGUUUUCUUCAUCCUGAUGAAAUGGAAAACUUUUAAACGUAAGCUUACACGUAGUGAAGAGCUGAAAAUAAUGGAAGAAACACUCACUGAAAUAUCUGCCAAUGACAGAACCUCUCAUUAUGAAGAUGUGCAGAGGAUAUUGAAGAGGCGGGGCCUCGGUGAGCAACAGUUGAAAGAAAUAUAUGAAACUUAUGACCGGGAUAAGAAUUUAGUUCUGGAUGAAAAAGAAAUGCAAUAUGCUUUGAGCAACAUUAAAGAAAAGUUUGAGGAUAGUAUUAAAGAUGAAGAAGAAAUUCUCAACACAGAAUCACAGAAUUUAUCAAGAUGGGCACGUAGGAGAUAUUCGGGAAGAGAAUUUUCGACACUCUUCAAAUAG
Molecule: messenger RNA, 1704 nt
Organism: Limulus polyphemus (Atlantic horseshoe crab)
Lineage: Eukaryota; Metazoa; Arthropoda; Merostomata; Xiphosura; Limulidae
Product: polycystin-2-like
Exons: 10
Coding region: 1-1704 (567 amino acids)
Biological process (GO): detection of mechanical stimulus
Cellular component (GO): membrane
Molecular function (GO): calcium ion binding; calcium channel activity
Source: RefSeq, a predicted model, not a curated record